Phaeodactylum tricornutum CCAP 1055/1 is the source of this 648-nucleotide messenger RNA. RefSeq lists its product with no specific name. Lineage: Eukaryota; Bacillariophyta; Bacillariophyceae; Surirellales; Neidiaceae. The annotation marks the transcript as partial. Gene Ontology annotation, biological process: proteolysis. The transcript has a single exon. The record is from RefSeq and is a predicted model, not a curated record. Gene Ontology annotation, molecular function: serine-type endopeptidase activity. Gene Ontology annotation, cellular component: plasma membrane.
CCCCGCGUCUACGUUACCCGCUUCCCCGGUGACGCCACGGCUUCCCAAGUCGCUGACUUGCGCGAAGAAGUCACCGCCAUUGUCCGCCACGCACAACCCGGCGACCAAGCACUGGUCGUCCUGCAAACGGGUGGCGGAACCGUCACGGGCUACGGAUUAGCCGCCGCACAACUACAGCGAUUUCGGGACGCCGGCAUGCAACUCACCGUGGCCGUGGAACAAGUCGCCGCAUCGGGGGGAUAUCUCAUGUCCUGUGUCGCGGACCGCAUCGUCGCCAGCCCCUUUGCCGUCCUCGGAUCGAUCGGCGUCAUUAGCGAUAUUCCCAACGUCUAUGAUCGACUCAAAAAGGAGGGCAUCGAGUUCCAAACCGUCACGGCCGGCAAGUACAAACGGACGUUGACACCCACUAAAAAAGCGACCAAGGAAGAUUUUGACAAGACGAAAAAGGACGUGGAAGAUAUCCUGGUACUCUUCAAAGAGUUCGUCCACCAGAAUCGACCCCAACUGGAUAUCGACCAGGUCGCGACGGGCGAAACCUGGUUCGGGAAGGAUGCGUUGGAUCGGAAACUCUGCGACGAAAUCAAAACGGUAGACGACGUGAUUAUUGACUACAUGAAUCAGAACUUUGACGUGUACGAAGUCAAGUAC